Molecule: messenger RNA, 1446 nt
Organism: Galendromus occidentalis (western predatory mite)
Lineage: Eukaryota; Metazoa; Arthropoda; Arachnida; Mesostigmata; Phytoseiidae
Gene: RhoGAP54D
Product: Rho GTPase activating protein at 54D
Biological process (GO): regulation of small GTPase mediated signal transduction; signal transduction
Cellular component (GO): cytoplasm
Molecular function (GO): GTPase activator activity
Source: RefSeq, a predicted model, not a curated record
AUGUCUGUGAAGAGACUGCGACACUUGGUCGAGCUCCCCAGCUCAGAUAAAACUGAAAUCCUCACUCUGUUCAAAUACCAGAACCAUCAAACCUAUUUGGACUAUGUGCGAAUGCAUCUGAGUUUUGUUCUGGAUCUUCCAACCGAUGAGUUCGCUCCUCUGCUGGAUACUGACUACUUCAAAGAAACCAGAUUCACCUGUCCCCCGCUAAAAGGCAAAGAUACUAAAGUUGCAUGGGGAUCGCCUCUCACCACCGAGGGAAUAGCACAAGUCUCGCAGCUGAUAGAUUACCUCAUGAUCGACCAGAAUUGUCAAGAAGAAGGUCUCUUCAGAAAAACCGGCAGCGUAACCCGCCAGUCGGAACUCCGAGCUCUGUUAUGCGCCGGAGAGAUCGUGGAUCUCCACCAAGGAGACUUCAGUGUGCACGAUUGUGCCUCGGUAUUGAAAAGCUAUCUCAACGAAAUGGAGGAGCCGCUCUUGACUCAAGCACUUUUUCAACCAUUUAUGAAAGUUGUCGAGCUGCAGAGGGAUAAGACGCUACCAUCAAUAAGAGAAGAAAUUUUGAGGAAGCGCGUCAAAUGCGUCCAACUACUGUUUCAACUGUUACCGCUCUACAAUUAUCAUCUGUUGAAACCUUUGCUAGCUCUCCUACACAAAGUCGCUAUCAACAAAGACACAAACCGGAUGGAUGCCACCUGUCUCGCCAAGCUCUUCGCCCCUGUUAUCAUGUGUCCGAAAACGAUGUCGCCCGAGGAGUUCUUCACUAGAGUCCAACACCCAGCGGUGGAGUUGCUGACUUUCAUUAUUGAGCAGGAGCCAGUAUUAUUCAAACUGCCCGAGGAGCUCAUACAGGACGUGAUCGCCUUCAUUCGGACAGAAGAGAACGACUCCGACGACCAAGCGGUGAUGAAAACACACAUAACUUUCGCGAUCCGCCGAGAACAGAGCAAAGAAGAAAUUGAUGAUUAUACGACUCGAGAGUUGGCUCGACUCUACGCUCACGUCAGCCAACAGCCCGAUACACCCACGAAGAAACUAUUUCUACAGAGAGUACAAAAGGCUCCGUCGAUACAGCAACCUGCAACACCGAAAACUCCGAUCGCAGCCAAAGCGGAAAAGCUCCUCGGUCUUGCGGACACACCGGAUACGAUCAAGAAGGGCCUUUUCCGAGCCUCGGUCCGGUAUCCCGCCGUGCCCGUGAAGUCGCUCAUCAAGGGCGGAUCUGUAGAUUCCUUGGUCAGCGAAAUGGAGAAAGAGAACGCCUCCCCGAUGCCGAAAUUCUCAAUUAAACGAAAAGCUGACGACGAUUCCACGCCGAACAAAAUCCCGCGAACUCCCUUCCUCAUUCGGGCUUCGAUGAGAAUGAAGGCGGCUGUUCUCACUCCGACCAAGAAAACUACGACGGCAAACAACAAUAAUCCUCCGAAACAAGCGAGACUGGUUUAG